Molecule: messenger RNA, 818 nt
Organism: Cylas formicarius (sweet potato weevil)
Lineage: Eukaryota; Metazoa; Arthropoda; Insecta; Coleoptera; Brentidae
Gene: EMC8-9
Product: ER membrane protein complex subunit 8/9 homolog
Exons: 3
Coding region: 122-721 (199 amino acids)
Cellular component (GO): EMC complex
Source: RefSeq, a predicted model, not a curated record
UUUAUUAUGGGGGAAAUUACAAGACUAACCAACAUGAAUUACGAACGUCAUCAAUUCUAACCUCUAUUUUGUUCCGAGUGUAAGCAAAUUUAAAUUAAAAAGAAUACAUCAGUUCGACGCUAUGACGGAAGUAAAAUUCAACGCGCGGGCGUUUAGCAAAAUCAUAUUACACGCCGUAAAGUAUCCCCACUGCGCCGUAAACGGUGUGCUGCUCGCAAAGGGGCACGCAGUGUCCAACAAGGAAAUCGAAUUCGUGGACGCGGUUCCGCUAUUCCACAUGUCGAUUAACUUAACCCCUAUGGCGGAAAUCGCGCUGAUGCAGAUCGACGAAUUCGCGUCGACCAGAGGCCUCGUAAUAGCCGGUUAUUACGCCGCCAACGAAAAUUACAAAGACAAUUCGUUCGAUAAAGCGUAUCACAGGAUAGCGGACAAAAUAGCGGCGAAUUUUACGCCGUCGUUCCUCGUUGUCAUAAACAACAUGAAAUUAUCGAACGAACCAGACGCAAGCGUUCUGAGGGUAGCUCAGAUGGCGGAUGGAAAUUUGAAGGUCUGCGAUGAACAGAAUAUCCGUUUGAGCCCCGUGGAGCAGACCCAGCAAAUCAUUUCGAAUCUGCUGCAGCAGAACGCUUACAACGAUUUAGUCGACUUUGACAACCACCUGGACGACAUAAGUCUCGACUGGAUGAACGUCAAGCUUAAUAAAGAAAUAGGUUUCGUUUAAACUGACUUGCACAUAUGUUAAGCCAAAGUUGUAUCAGUCUCCUGUUGCAUAUUUAUUUUGGAUUUUGUAUAAAAAAUAAUAUACCACUGAAGGCAAA